Molecule: messenger RNA, 1444 nt
Organism: Suillus discolor
Lineage: Eukaryota; Fungi; Basidiomycota; Agaricomycetes; Boletales; Suillaceae
Exons: 3
Coding region: 208-1350 (380 amino acids)
Source: RefSeq, a predicted model, not a curated record
GGUGUCAGCUGCAGAUGCCAAAGCUGCACACUUACAAGAUUGUGAAGAACAGCAGUUGAAAAAGAUGUGGCUACAAGAAGAACGGCAAAUAUCUGCUCAGGCGAGUUUUUAGCAUCCGAAACAACCGAACUUCUCUUGUCUUUGAUCCAGCACAAAGACGUACAGGAACCGUAUACUUCGCAUCACAGGCAACGACUUGUGAAUGGCAUGCUACUAUACAAUCCAGCCAUCAUGAUUCGAGAUGAUUGUCAAUAUGGUUUUCUUUGCGAUCAUUGCUGGGACAACAUCAAAUCUCACAAAACUCCGUUAUUUUCCCUUGCUAAUAAUCUUUGGAUCGGAGAUGUUCCUGAUGAACUUGGGAUGUUGACUCUUCCGGAGCGUAUUUUGGUGGCCUUAUCAUAUCCUGCAGCAUACAUCGUCAAGCUUUUCCCGAAAAAGCGUGGGGCUGUUCAUUGGGAUGCAGCCGGUUUAAACAGCGGCUUGCGUGGAAAUGUAUCUACAUACCGACUCAACACAUCGUCCAUUGCAGCUAUGGUUGAAGGUGAAUUGCUCCCACCUAAACCGUCUAUAUUGGCGACAACUAUUGGUGUAUCCAUUGUCGGUCCCAAUAAUUUGCCGGAACGUUGCCUACCACCUUUCUUGUCUGUGAGCCGCUCUCAUCUGCGCAAUGCGUUGCUUUUCCUCAAACGCGAAAAUACACUGUAUUCCAACAUCACGAUCUCGGAAGACAACAUUGCGCUGUAUCCUACACACGGCAUUCCGGAUGUCAUCAUGUCUUCAAUUCGACAUCUCCAAGAUACAGCCGCUGUGGAUGGUGAGCGGGAGGAUUAUGUACCAGAAGAUGAUGUUCAAGACAUUUUCGCCGAACAUGACCAUGCUUUUCCAAGUGGCCAGCAUGUUGACGAAGAUUCGAUCGUUGAUGAAAACGUUCCAUCCAAUGUAUUUCCAGUCCAGUCGCACGGAGUACUUGAUAGUAAUGUAUCAGAAGUUGAUGAUGAUGAGAUUUUGGCUCAUGCGAUAGCCAAUAUAUCGGAACAUUAUUCCAUUCAGCGUGGCACAACCUUUGUCAAUGAAUAUCCUCGACGAGAUGUUAACCAUACAUUGAGACGGAGUGGACAUCGACGCUUCGCUGGACAAUCUAUACGUCAAUUACUGGGUGUGGCAGCACAACAGAGACGACUGCACUGCAACACGAUGACACCUUCGACGAACAUUUACGACAGUACCGAACUCUACUAUGACACUGAACAACCAGUACACACUGUUUCUCGAGAAGCCGAGAAACAAUAUUCCUACAAAUCGUGUUCUAGCACGAAUGGGAAGCCUAAGCGGAGACCACGAUACUGUUAAAGGUAGUAUGCUCAUCAUGAAACAAACGCGGGCGGACGGAAACGCCAUGAUGAACAUAUCAAAAGACGAGAUUGUAUUGAUCAACUAUCUAGUU